This is a messenger RNA of Anolis sagrei ordinatus, 1258 nucleotides long. RefSeq names its product dystrobrevin binding protein 1 (gene DTNBP1). Gene Ontology annotation, cellular component: cytoplasm; BLOC-1 complex; synaptic vesicle membrane. The record is from RefSeq and is a predicted model, not a curated record. Lineage: Eukaryota; Metazoa; Chordata; Lepidosauria; Squamata; Anolidae. Gene Ontology annotation, biological process: platelet dense granule organization; anterograde synaptic vesicle transport; regulation of synaptic vesicle exocytosis.
GUGUGUAUGUGUGUAUGUCUUUAAGCCCCGCCCCUUCGCCUGUGUCUCGUGCUUCUUCUUGAGGCUGCGGCAGUGAACUCUUGAGUCUUCCAGGAGGUGGAGGUGCUUGUUGUUGCCGCUGCUGCGAGUCAGCCUUGGCGCGCGCCGGGGCCACGAUGUUCGAGAGCCUGCGCGAGCGCCUCCUGAGCGUCCAGCAGGAUUUGACCUCGGGGUUGAAGACUUUGGGUGACAAAUCAAGAGAAGCCAAAAUAAGUAAACAGAGAACUGUACAGUGUUUGCCAGAGUUUUCUGCUGGAUUGGUUCUGCUAAGCAGGUAUGAAGAUAAUUGGGCAUCUCUUCACAGAGGAGCAAAAGAAUGUGCAAAAGCUGGAGAGUUGGUGGACAGCGAAGUUGUGAUGCUCUCUGCUCAUUGGGAGAAAAAGAGAAGCAGUCUCUUAGACCUCCAGGAACAGCUCCAGCAAAUUCCAGUCUUCUUAGCAGAUUUGGAAUCCACAACAGCUAGCCUAAUCCAGUUGGAAGCAAACUUUAAGGAAAUGGAAGAUCAUUUACUAUAUCUUGAGAAGCUCUGUGGACAGUAUGAGUUGGAAAGAUAUAAACAUAUGCAAGUGCUACAGUUGGAAAAAUACAAAAAGACAAAACGGAAAGAACUUGAAGUUUUCAAAGGUGAACUUGAUGCAGAACAUGCUCAAAAGGUUCUGGAUAUGGAGCAAACUCAACAAAUGAAGUUGAAAGAGCGGCAGAAAUUCUUUGAAGAAGCUUUUCAGCAGGACAUGGAACAGUACCUCUCAACAGGCUAUCUGCAAAUAGCUGAAAGACGAGAGCCAAUAGGAAGCAUGUCUUCUAUGGAAGUGAAUGUUGACAUGUUGGAACAAAUGGAUCUCGUGGAUAUGUCUGACCAAGAAGCCUUAGAUGUAUUUCUCAAUUCAGGAGGAGAGGACAGCGCUAUGCAAUCUCCAAUGUUAGGGUCAGACUCCAGCAACUGUCAAAAUGAAAUCAGCCUGAAAGUUCCCCCUCGGUCAGAGUUGAAGGCGAAUUUCUCUUCUUUGCCAUCCACCUGGACUGAUUCUGCCGCCCAAGAUACCAGCGAAGGAGAGUCGCCUGUGAUCCAGUCAGAUGAGGAAGAUGUGCAAGUGGACACUGCUCUCGUUGCUGUAAAUACAGAAAUCAAAGGUGCUUCUGACAAUAGUGAUGAGAGUGAUUCGCAAGUGAAUUGAGUGUUAUGACAGUGCUCUAUUAAAAAUUAGGACCCUGGAAUGUA